Messenger RNA from Pisolithus orientalis, 978 nucleotides. RefSeq lists its product as uncharacterized. The record is from RefSeq and is a predicted model, not a curated record. Bases 1 to 978 code for a protein of 325 amino acids. NCBI's taxonomy places the organism in Eukaryota, Fungi, Basidiomycota, Agaricomycetes, Boletales, Pisolithaceae. The transcript is spliced from 7 exons.
AUGGUCAAGUUUACUCUGCAAAAGAAGGCAAGAUAUGCAACCAGCCAAAGCAGUGAAUCACCUACUAGGGCAGGAUCUUUGAGCAUCCAGGAACCCAAUUUAGUCCAGGGUAAUGAUGCUGACCUAUAUUGCUACAUGGAUGAUGCAUCACCACCAAGGACAUCAAGAAUUCCAAAAAGCCAGAACAGUUAUCUGGAAGAGUGGCUGCCCUAUAAGAGUGGAUACCUGUCUGUGCUCCUGGACAUGGAGGCCCCACCCAAUGUCAUGGCUUGUUUUCAACACAAACUCAGACUGUUCCAUUGGGUACAAAAAUGGAAUGGAAGAUUCUUUGAAGACUUCACUCUAUGGCUGGUUGGUUUGGUGCUACACUUGGGCCAUGCUGGAGCACCAUGCCUGGCAGGAGAAGGUUCUUGGGAGGAUGCUGCCAGCCAUGUAGAUGAAGAGUGGGAGGACAUUGAGGAGAUUGUGGACACUGGCAGCAUGCACUUUUGCAAUGUGCAGUAUUGCAAUUGCCCUGGGUCUGAGGAUUCACAUCUUCAGCUUACCAUGGCCAGCCUAUUCCUGGCUACAACUAAGGCACAAAGGAUGGCUUUCACUUUCCAGGUGCUGGAUGACUUCAUCAGGGACAAUGUUGAAUGUGGAACCUCUGCUAUGAACUAUUAUAGCAAACUUCAGAGAGUCACCUCAAGCAUGUUUCCUCACCUAGUGCUGGGAUUCCAUCAACAGUUGCCUGAUCCCCAGGCCAGUGAACUUGUCCUCUUCUGCCCUGCCUGUCCCCAGCCAGGGAUCAAUGUACCAGAUCAGGAUAUUGAUCUCUCUGACUGGUGGUUUGCUAGGACCUUUGUGAUGGAUGGCAACUUCAAGGCCAAGCAUAUGCUGCCCAAGAAUGCUGCUGAAGAGGUCUGGCUCAUGGAUGGAAAUGGCUUCAUGGUCACAUCAGCUCCAUACAAGGAAUAUUUGACUGGGACCAUAAAUUGA